UGGGGGAGGCGAGACCUAGGACGGUGCGGAAAGGGACUGCUGGCCCCACCCUCAGUUCUCACACUUGGGAGGCAGGCGUAACACGUUCUCUGGGAGUGUCUGCAGCCGCGGCCACCUCCUGGAAUUUCCUCUGGGUUUACCAGCCAACCACGAGGAGUCCUUGGAGGAAACUUGGCGCCUACGUGCGGACCACUCACACCUCCCAACACCACAUCCCGAGAGCGCCCGAGCAGGGAUGGGCGGCAAGACCAGGCUGCCCUUCCCGGUGCUCCUGCUGGCCGCUCUGCCCACAGUGCUGCUGCCGGGAGUGGUUGGCUUCACGCAUUCCUUAGACAGCGACUUCACGUUUACCAUUCCGGCCGGCCGGAAGGAGUGUUUCUACCAGCCCAUGCCUCUGAAGGCCUCUCUGGAAAUCGAGUACCAAGUUUUAGAUGGAGCAGGAUUAGAUAUUGAUUUCCAUCUUGUUUCUCCAGAAGGAAGAACCUUAGUUUUUGAGCAAAGAAAAUCAGAUGGAGUUCACACGGUAGAGACUGAAGUUGGUGACUACAUGUUCUGCUUUGAUAAUACAUUCAGCACCAUUUCCGAGAAGGUGAUUUUCUUUGAAUUAAUCCUGGAUAAUAUGGGAGAACAGGAGCAAGAACAAGAGGACUGGAAGAAAUAUAUUACUGGCACAGACAUGUUGGAUAUGAAACUGGAAGAUAUCUUGGAAUCCAUCAACAGUAUCAAGUCCAGACUAAGCAAAAGUGGUCAUAUCCAAACUCUGCUUAGAGCAUUUGAAGCUCGUGAUCGAAAUAUACAAGAAAGCAACUUUGAUAGAGUCAAUUUCUGGUCUAUGGUUAAUUUAGCGGUUAUGGUGGUGGUGUCAGCCAUUCAAGUUUAUAUGCUGAAGAGUCUAUUUGAAGACAAAAGGAAAAGCAGAACUUAAAACUCCAAAUCAGAGUACCUAAUACUGAAAAAGAGAGACAAAAAAUGCAAUAAACUGUUACAGUCAAGACCAUUAAUAGUAUUUUCCAAAAUAUUUUCAGUUACUACCAUAAGUGUGAAACAAUUAUAAUUUUAAUGUGAAAGUCUUCACUUUUUUCUGUGCAAGUAAUCUUAUUGCUCCAGUAGUACUUAAGUGUGUAACAAAAUUUUACAGAAUAUAGGUAUAAUUAAGCCAUAUUAAUAAUUGAAUUUUCCUAAGUGUAAAUAAUUUUUUACAAAUGUGUCAUGGGUGAUUUAAAUAAAUGAACUUUGGGCUUAAAUGCAACACCAAACAAUGUUUUUUAAAAGAUUCCCUUACCCAGAAGUUUCUUUGUAAAUGUGGCAAUUACAAAUUAAUUGUAGAAGUUUUCAAUAUGUUAAGUUAUAAGUCAUGUGAGAAUUACUUAAUCAUGGAUUGAAUAUAUCUUUAGAAGACAAAGACCCGACUUUUCUGUUUUUUACAGAUGCAUCUCUAAUGUAAGGAGAAGCAUAGCUGUGAAAAACAGAUUCGUGAGACUUUUAUAACCAACUAUAUUUCAACUUAAAAUGCUAACAAAAGUUUUAGUUUUAUAUACUUGUCUUACAUUCCCAAAAGCUGAUAUUGUAAUUCUUAAAAAUGCUAAGUCAUACUUACUAAAAUUAGGACAAAUUAUCUCUUUGAAGUAAAACAGCUAUAGGUUGCUCAGUUUCCUUAAGGAUACAUUCAUUCUGUCUAGGGCAGGGGUGUCUCACUCAUUUUCACCGGGGGCCACAUCAGCCUUGUGGUUACCUUCAAAGGGCCGAAUGUAAUUUCAACUCCUUAACAGUUAAGGAGUAGUUACAUUUGUACAGUCUUAAAAUUAUUUCAGCCCUUUGAAGGCAACCAUGAGGCUGAUAUGGCCCCCAGUGAAAAUGAGCUUACACCCCUGGUCUCAGGUAUGGAAAUUUAAAAUUAAAUGAGGGAAAUAAUUUUGUGGGUUUUUUUUGUCAAGAAGUGUUAAUGUAAAUUUUAACAUGAUUAUUGAGUUCGAUACAUUAUUACCAGCAGUUGUGAAGAAAAUAUUGCUAAAAGAAUCUGGGCCUAACAUAAAUAAAUAUCUCCUUUUCUGAGUUCUCAAAGUCAGUAAAAAAGAACUAAUAAAAUCAGUUAGAAAGGGAUUUAAUUAAGUAUCUCUAAUCUUAUUUGCUCACAUAAUGAUCCAAUCCUAAUACAAAUCAUAAUUUCCAGUUAACUAGAAGAAACAUUACCUGGCUAUGAGUUUUACUUUUUUACAACUGUUUUAUUGUUUUCAAUUAUCUAAGUACCAUAUUCAGGUAUAUUUUAUGAAAUAUAAGGCCUACUGUAGUUUAGCACUGGGUAUACAUAUUUAUUACAAUUUUUAUUAUAACUUUCAUAAAAUAACUUCUGAUCAUUUUAUUGACAUUCAAGUGAGAUUAGAAACCCACAGAAUCCUAAAUUUGAAUACUACGUGUUAGUAACUAUGUAAAUAAAGUCUGUGCCAUCCUAGCUUACUACAGUCUGUGGAGUAUUACUCAGAUACUAGUAAUUCAGCUACAUCAUAAAUGGAAUAGAAUUUUUAGUGUAUAGCUACUUGUAACAUUGUUUAUGACAAAUAUGAUUAAAAACAAUCAACUUUUAAAUUCAAGUAUAGAACCCCUCUGUAGGUCAGUACUGCUGGAAUUCUUAAGCAAUAAUUAAUAGCCAGAGAGAAUGGUUUCAUUUGUAAUUUACAAUCAGAGUGGUGCAGAAAGAGAUUUAUUUUCCUCUUUAUGCUUUUGGGAGAACAGACACUUAGAUUUCCCUACUUUGUAGCUUUUAAAAAAUGAGAUAAAUGCCAUAUAUGAUCAGUUGCCUUCAUUGGUAAGUGCACUAAGUGUCCAAGAAUCAUCCUGUAACACUUGCAAAACAAGGACCAAUAAGGUUAUUCAUUGCCUCUGAGGAGCCCUCCCAUACACCCUACUGUUAACCUUAUAAUGGGAAGCAAACUUACUAAUAACUAAUAUACUUACUAUAACUAAUAAGACAGUACAGAUAUAAACUACUGCAUCUUUCUAUAAAACUGUGAUUAAGAAUUCUACCUCUAAAGAAUGACUAGUUACUAUACUGUACCCUAAUUCCUUACCUAACAAUGAAUUUGUUAUAUCUUCUGCACAUACUUUGACACUGAUGUUAAAUUAAACCUGUGAUUCAAUAAUGUUUUACCAUGUAACAAAUGUAACAAUAGCCUUAUUUGGAAAAGAGAGAAUUUAGGGAUACUGAGGACAAUUUUAUUUUUAUAGACACAAAGUGGAGAGAUUUAAGAAACAUGUUACGUGUAUUAACCAAAAACAAAAUUUGUAAGCAAGGACUAAGUUCUUCAAUAUUUCUAAGGAUGUAUUAUUUGCUUCAUGGUUUUUUUAAUGUCAGUAUUCAAUUUCCAAAUUAAGAUUUGUUAAAACUGAGUAAGCUGUUUAUAAAUCAACAGCUUUUUAUCAUUGGUUUUUAAUUAAACUUUUAAAAUACUACAAUAUUUAACUAAGGCCUAGCAUUUCACUCUGGUUUGCAUUUAGAUCAUUUAUAAAUAGUAUACUGUUGUUUCAUGUGAAUAUCGACAUAGAGGGUAAAUAAGUGGUUGAAAUAGCCUUGAAAUCAAAAAUUCUAAUGUAAUUUCAUAUUAUGCUCAUCUUUCUUAAGCAUUGUUAUUAUGUCUUAAAUUGACAGAGUACCUAUAAUUGUAUGCCUCCCCAAAUGAAAUUUUAAAAGAAAUUGAUACAGCAUGUAAUGGUUUUUCAUGUGAAGUAUAAUGAUGCUGAGUUGUUCAAAUUGCUUUUUUAGUUGUGAACAGCCUUAUUAAAUGAGAAAUGAAUACUGCACUAAGUAUAUAUAAUAAAAACUAAAAGUAAAAAAUUUAACUUA
This is a messenger RNA of Phyllostomus discolor (pale spear-nosed bat), 3838 nucleotides long. RefSeq names its product transmembrane p24 trafficking protein 5 (gene TMED5). Bases 236 to 925 code for a protein of 229 amino acids. NCBI's taxonomy places the organism in Eukaryota, Metazoa, Chordata, Mammalia, Chiroptera, Phyllostomidae. The transcript is spliced from 4 exons. The record is from RefSeq and is a predicted model, not a curated record. Gene Ontology annotation, cellular component: endoplasmic reticulum-Golgi intermediate compartment; endoplasmic reticulum; COPII-coated ER to Golgi transport vesicle. Gene Ontology annotation, biological process: intracellular protein transport; Golgi organization; endoplasmic reticulum to Golgi vesicle-mediated transport.